Strongylocentrotus purpuratus (purple sea urchin) is the source of this 4756-nucleotide messenger RNA. Its product is annotated as unhealthy ribosome biogenesis protein 2 homolog. Lineage: Eukaryota; Metazoa; Echinodermata; Echinoidea; Camarodonta; Strongylocentrotidae. Gene Ontology annotation, biological process: ribosome biogenesis. The transcript has 28 exons. The coding region runs from base 29 to 4579 and encodes 1516 amino acids. The record is from RefSeq and is a predicted model, not a curated record. Gene Ontology annotation, cellular component: nucleolus.
UUCUCGAGCCGUAGAGGGCACUUUCAAGAUGGCAGCCUACUAUGCAGGGUUGCAUAAGAGGCUGAAGGACAACUCGGUACCCAUCGCUGACCGGGUCAAGCUGGCAAGAUUUGGCUGGGUUUCUAACCACUGCUUUCUACCCAACAAGCAUCAAGUCUUACUGGAUUGGGUUUCCUUUAGGCUAGUUAACAGCGAGAAAGAUGGUACCUCUGACGCUGAUGAGCAGUCAUUAUGGCUCUUCCUCCAUGAUGCCCUCAAGAGUCAAGAAAUGGCAUCGAUCCAACGAGAAGGCAAACCGAUAUGUCUUCGUGGGAACCUUUGCUCUGCCCUGCUAUCCACUCUGUUGAAAGAUGAUGUUUCUGACAUUGUGAUUGGCUGCUGUGAUAUGAUACUGACCAAUGGAAAGCUUCGCUUUGUACAGAACACCAAGUUUGAAUCCUUGAUUGCUAUGACAGUUGCUUUGAUUGAGAUGGCAAGCAAACAGCUGGAGGAGAACGUUUGUCUAGAUGAGCACGGCCAGAUUUUACGGGUCAUGGGCAAGGCCUUGGCAAAAUCUGCAAACUUCCUUCAACAGCAGCAGAAUGGCAAGAAGGCCUAUGGUCUCACAAGUGAACAUCUGAUCCUCCCAUGCCUGAACCUGUAUUCAAUACUCUCAUCUCGUCGCCAUGGCAACAACGAGUUGUGCGUAGCCAGCUUGAAUGCACUGACUAGUUCCGUUCGAAGCCUCCUUUUCAGUCGGAACAUGGCUGAGGCGUAUAAGAUGUACCUGAUGGCAGAAGAGGGCGACAAACAAAAGAAAGAUGGCAGAGUGCGGGCAGAUGUAGUGGAUAAGUUCAUGGACUUUUUACAAUCUAAGUCCGGAGAAGCUAACACUGCCUGUGGGCUCCCCGUGAUCUACUCUGCCUUCCUCACUAGUUUCAAGCCUAGCCCCGAUCUGACAUUUGCAAUGCUGCAAAAGAUGUGCAGUCUGAUGGAUUUCAAGACCAACGAUCAACCCUCCGGUAGCUAUGAUGAUGCAUCUUGGGAUCGGAAGCUCUGUACGAUGGAAGCACUCCUCAAAUUGGCCACUUCUCACAAGUGCUAUGCUGUAGUGGAGGAGGAAACGGAGAGGACCAAGAAAAUGGAAUGGUUCAAAGAGAUUGUCUCCCAUCUCAUGGCUAAUAAAAGGCUCCACCCUUCUUGGUAUGGCUGCUUGGACAUUAUCUUCUCAUUGGAUCACAACAUCUUAGCAACCAGGAUGCAGGAGGUAUGGCCUUGUCUCCUAGCGACCAAUGUCAACGAUGCUUCCAUGGCAAUACCAAUCCAAGAGCAAGAUGCUGCUGCCAAAGUGGGAGAGUCAAGAGAUGCGUUCUUGAGGUCCGUGAUGGAAACAUACACCAAACUGAGACAGAUUGAUAGACUGACCAAAGUUCUGCUGUCAUCCAUUCUAACAAAGAAGGAGUUUUCAUCUUCGAUUCAGCUGCCAGCAAGCUUCCUCACAAGCUUUGGGGCAGCAGUGGAGUCGCUCACACCAGGCUCAACCGUUGCACUAUGGGACAUUAUCUUGAGUGACAUCAUGACCAAUCACCUACCAGCCGUUUUGCACCACGUGUCUCAGUCUUCAGUCGACCCGCCACCAGCUAAGAAGAAAAGGAAAGAGAACAAACAGGUGGCUGGAAUAAACGGUGACGCCGUCACCCGAUUCGAAGCAGCUGCAACGGUGCUCCACACAUUUCUCAUGAAUUCCAAGAUGGCGGAUGCUGCAGAGGUCGGGCAGGUCAAAGGUCAAGUGAUGAAGCUCUUUGACAUGAUGGCAGAUGAUGUGCUGAAGCCUCUUCUUGCAAUCUUUUCACAUGAAAACCAGAGCCUUGCAUUCUCAACUCUUCUACUCUGCUAUGGGUGGGGUGAGCUGCAUCUAAUGCUGAGACAGCACACAAACCUUAUGGAGAGAGUGUCCCUCCCAACAUUAAACACCCCUAUGAAGAAUGGAGAUGUCCAUUACCUGCACACGUAUUCCCAUGCUUCUGAUUGGCUGAGAGUUAUGUCCCCUUCAGAUGCAGAAGGAAAUGAAAAGUUGUGUUUCCUGAAACAUCAGUUGCUAUGGCAACAAGCUAGAGGACUGGUUCUCCUUGGCAAUCUGGAGGAAUCAUCUGUGAAGGAGAGUCUGACAAGCUGCAUCUCUCAAGCCCUGGAGUUGAGUGUGGAACGGUCGGAGUGGAACUCUGCCAGAUGGGAUGGCUUGAUUGGUCAUGUGACACGUAGCAACAUCUACACAGCUCUUCUGACUAGUCUCCUCCGCCAGUCUCUAACUCUGUUUACAUUCAUGGAUGAAAGCAUGCACUCAUCUGUGGCUAGUCUUGUGUGCCAUGCUGUUUGUGGGUCCAUGCACUCAGAGGAUAAUGCCAAUGAACACAGUGCCUGUACUGUUAGGAAUGCAGCUCUGGGUUUCUUGGAUUCAGAAGCUUGCAGGGAGUCUAGAUCAAUGCAGAAUGCUGUAGUGAACGCCGUAGCAGACCAGCUAAAUGAACUGAACAAAUCAUUAGAAGUAGCUAAUGCGAGUAGUAGCAAGAAGGAUGGGAAGAAAGAUGCUCAUUCUAAAGGAAAGAAACAAUCAAGAGCAAUCCAACAUUCCAAAGGCAACCAAAUGUUAUCAGUGGAGGACAACUUCAAGACGGGAGUCAAUCUUCUUGAGGUUCUUAAACAUCUUCCCCUGUUGCACCUGUCAGCCAGCAACCGAGUGAAUUGCAUGCUGGGACUGGUGUCCUUGGAUACUAAGACUGUGACCUGUGUCGAGACGAUGACCUUGGCCGGGAGACAGCGGUCAUGUGACCUGGUAGAGCUCUCUACGGAGGUCAGAAGGUUACUGACGGCCAUCUUGAAAGGCGUCCAGCAGGGCGAUGAGGUGUUGAGGAACGAGGAGUUGAACACCUGGUUCUUCUCUUUCUUGUCGAAGCUUGGAAAUCUUCUCAGUCAGGAGGAUUCAAGACUCGCGACCACGCCGGAGUACAAGGAGGUUUCUAAAGGUCUGAUAUCGUUGUGGCUCAAGAAGGCAACCUGGUCAGGAGAUUCAGUGAUGAUGUUUCACAAGUAUCUUAAAUCGUUCCACCAACAUAUAGUAAAGUGCCUCCAAAAACUGAAGUCUUCUAAGAAACCAGCCUCAUUGCCAGGGGUUUCUACAGUGCUCUCUAUUGUAGUCACCCUCCUCAACCAAAUUGCCUUGGCUUGCAGGCAUAAAACAGCUGAUGCAGAGUCUAAGGAGCUACUUGUACUUACCAGUGAGGUCAGUUCCUCUGUGUUUCAACUUCUGGGGCAGAUUCUUGCACCUACAAGCAGACAAGACUCAAAUCAUCAGCUCACAGACGUGCUGAGGUCAGCAAGAACAUUGUUACUCAGCUUCGAGUCAACCCAGAAACUCAACCGCAGAGGCAAGGAGGAAGAAGACAACAAAGACAAGGAAGAAACAGACAAGAGCAGUAGUAGAGAUGGAUGUGGUCCAAACACCUCUCACAGUCCUCACUUCACCACCUGUUACCAGAGGGCGCUUUCCAUCUUCUCAGCAGAUCUAAAGACGGAUGACGACUCCGAUGAUGCGUUGGUAGGGUCGAGUAUGGAAUACCUUGAGUCUCACUGUAGCAUCAUCAGGGACCCUCUGGAAUCCAGGGCCGUGUGGAGCCAACUACAUACCAGUCUGGCCAAAGUCUCAAGUAAAUGCCACUCCUCCAUCAAAAAACAGCUAGAAGAUCUUCUCAUCAUCACACUGGGUGUCAUGGAAACGGAUGACCUAAACGCAGAGCUUCAACAGAUGCUGACUAGUAUGACAUUAGCCGAUGAGAGUGCUAAUAUGAUUGGUGUAUUACAAGCAUGGCAACUGCUGCCUAGUGCAAUGCUCUCCAAUGAAAGCUACAUGCUCGUCAUGGAGAUGGUUCCUCAGGUCAUGAAGAAAUGUCAAACGCUUCUUCAUGGAUCUGUUCAAAUGCAGCCUCUAGAGGGCACUCUUAUUGUUGCCAUCUUGACAACCGUCGCCAAAUUUGUCUCACAAGGCAAGGACUUGUUGUCUGCUGAGCAUGCGAUUCCCACAAUGCAUCUCUGUCUAAUGGUUCCAUGGGACGACAUCCCAGCAUCCCAUUUCCCAUCAUGCUUUGCAGCUGCUUUCCGCAUCCUGAACGACCUGAUGAUGUGCUACUCCGGGCCUGUUCUCAAAGCGGUGUCGGCCUACAUCAGCUGUGUCAACCGUUUAUUAUCUGCAUUGGUGGAGAGAUGUUCGCAGCAGACGACAGAGACAAUGAAAGUCACAGAUCAGCAACUCAUCACUUGUGCUGAGAACAUGCAGAGGUUGUUGUCUCUAAUAGCAUCAUUGAAGGGUGACAUAUCUCAGUAUGGGAUCUAUCUCAUAGCAGACUACAUCAGUGGAUUGCAGAAGACAACACUGCCCUCACAGGUCAAGACACCUCUAGUGGGCGGAGUCUACAAGAUAGUGGAUGUUUGCGAUGAAAAGACGCUCUCUCUUCUCAACGUCACCCUACCAGUCUCACUCAAGGAGAUAUUCCGUUCCUUCUACGUCGACUACAAGAAACAUCACAAGUACACUGGUCAUGUGUAACUCUCCCAAUAAUAAUAAUGAUAAUAUUGGGUUCUUGUAUAGCGCUCAUAUCUGUCAGACUUGACGCUCCUUGCUUUCCUGAUUAUUAUCCUGGCUUUUUAGCAUGACGCUCUAGCAAUUCAAGGAAUUAAUUCCUACCAGGUACCCAUUUACAUCACCUGGGUUGAGUGUGGCAAA